This is a messenger RNA of Folsomia candida, 12379 nucleotides long. RefSeq lists its product as uncharacterized. The transcript has 7 exons. Gene Ontology annotation, biological process: protein targeting; protein import. Lineage: Eukaryota; Metazoa; Arthropoda; Collembola; Entomobryomorpha; Isotomidae. Bases 215 to 12205 code for a protein of 3996 amino acids. The record is from RefSeq and is a predicted model, not a curated record. Gene Ontology annotation, cellular component: membrane. Gene Ontology annotation, molecular function: ABC-type protein transporter activity; ATP binding.
UAAUUGUCACAGUGUCUGAACAUUGAGGGAUGACCGGGCUACAAGUCAGCCUAUACUAGACAACCAGCUUAUGACUAUAUAUAGAUCAUGGGUUCUGGAUGGCGUGAGAUAACGCCAACAACCCGAAUCUUCCAUUGAGGAGGUUACUCCAUAAUAAUUCGCCUCGUGCCAUUGUCCAAAUUUGCUUUUUACAAAGUUUUUGACAGCUUCAACAAUGGCCACAAUGUCGCAACCUUCCAUAUCAAACGUCUCAGUCGAGGAUAUCUUUACCCAAUUUUCCGGCGAUAUUGACUCCAUCCGAGGACUUUUGGAAACCCAAUGGUUAGCAAUUAGGGACCAACUAAAUUCCACAUCGUGUCAAAAGGUUAGCGAGCUGCUUUCCAUGGUGUCCCGCCAAUCUGGCCUUCCACCCAUAAUUACGGCACGCAUAAUGGAUUUCAUUUUGGAAAAAGUUUCGAAAAAUUUCGAAAACAAAAACAUUGUUCUUCGCAAACUAUGCGAAACAGUGAAAUAUGCGGUUCGCCAUAAUCUACAGCAACUCGAUGAAACUCUAGAUAACUCCAUACUUACCAAGAUAGCGAACACCAUACUUAAAACGUUGCUGAAAACAGACGAUACGCAAAGCCAGGCCUACCUUAUGGAAACUCUGACCCAAUUAGGACCUCAACUUUUAAGAGAUCCAUCAACCAUGAAAAAUAUCAAGUCAGUCCUUUCUAAAGUCGGGGUAACUUCAAGUUUCUCUGAGAAUGAGAGAAGACAAAUUUUGGAGAGGAUAAAUUCGUCAAAUCGUCUCUCCCGCCUGAACAAAUGUCACAGUCAAUCCGACCUCUUCAAACUGAUUGAGAAAGAACAAGCGCAACACAGAGUCUUUCACAGGUCUCCGUCUUCCGGAACGAACAGUUAUUUAUCAGUCCACGUUUCCCAGCAAGUCUCCACCACCAUUAAUUACAACAGUGAGAAGAACGCGUUACGCGUAAUGAAUUUGUGUGACUCGUUCAAACACAGGAAUGACCUGCUCCAGCAAGAGACAAAGGUUGAUAUUUUACCAGAAAAUAUAAACCUUUUAAAAGAUGGGACCGAUACUCGUUUCUAUAAAGAUACUUACGGUGAAGUGAAAACUUUAUGGGAUUUAGCGGAAACAUCGGAGAACGAGAAUCCAAUAAAAAUAGAUGAUUGGGAUGGCUAUCUCGCACAAAAAUUACUCGGAGCUCAUUACUGGUACAAGAUUUUUGUCUUAUUGAAAUACCGCGAUAUUGAUGUAGACUCUCUAAUUACACGCCUCUUCCAAAAAUAUGCCCAUAAUACAAAAAUCCCGUUUGAAACGGUGGACAAAUGUUUCAAAAUUAUUGCUCCAGCUAUCGACAAAAAUGCGUUUAUUGCAAACUUUAACCUCCGGUAUAACCACGAGUAUGAAGGGUUUACAAUCGAUAAACUUGUUGGACUUAGACUAUUUGCGGUACAAAUAUUACAAAUUGCAAGCCGGAGGAAUUGGGUGAUUUUUACCGAAGAUCGCUUAAACAUGCUGCGCGGAUACUUGGGAAACUAUAGCACUUACCUAAACGCCGAUUGGAAUACGUGGAAAAAAUGGAAAUUGGAAAAGAAACCAACAACGGAGGAAGAAAUUCGGAGAAUAAAGGCCAACUUGAUCAACAUCAGUGACAUCAUGGAUGAUAUCAUUCGUCAAGAUGAUACCAAUGCGAGCUACAUAAGUCUUGCUGAAAAUGGAAUUAAAGGAUUAACAGAUUCCGAGAGAAAUCUGACAGAUGAUCAAAUUGCUACAUUUGCGAAAUCCAUUGAGAGAAUUGUUUACCAGGAUGGUUCCCUUGUAGAAAAAAUUUUUACGCAAGAUUUACUCUCAAAUUUAACAUCCAUCAUGACAAGUACAGAGUCAGAACCUGCAAAAAGGAAAGCGUGCAGGGGAAUCGUUUCGUCAUACUUGACCAAUGUAAGGAUAGGAUUGUUAUCUUCAGACUUGUUACGCCCCUGCUUUGCUGCCCUACUGGAGACCGGUCUAACAGAAGACGACAUAUCUGGAAUUUUCGCAAUUUGCAUUCAGGCCUUGGAUAAGUUAAAACAAACCCAGGCGAUUGAAGACAAAGAUAUCUACGAAUUUUCCAAACCUCUCCUCGAAUCGAUGGGACGGACCGAAAGUGUUCCAAACUGGAACGAGUACGUGGUCUUGGCGGUAAACCAAUUUUUUGAAGAUGUGCCUGAAACCAAUUAUGGUAAAAUCGUUCCAAACAUGUAUUUGAUCAGAAUGAUGAAUUCCACCCAAUUCGUGCAAACUAAUCAAACCUCGAAACAAAUUGAGUUCGUAGAGGAGCAAAAUGACUCCGAAUCUGCAACCCCGAUGUCACUUCAAGCUUCAAAUCUUGUCCAAUUCCUUAUCCAGACGGGAUCAAUAGAGUGGCACGAGUUACCUGCAGGUGUAACCAUCGCUGAUUUUAUAAAUCCUUUGAUAAAUUCGACCUGCCCACAGACGCGAAUUCGUACCGCUACAAUUUUAGGAUACUUAAAAGACUCCAUCGCAUUGGAUGAAAAUACUCCACUACUACCAACUUUAAGAAGUCUGCUAACUCUCAGACAGCGAUAUGGAGAACCGGAAGACGUAAUAUUUUGGUGUUCCGCAAUCUCUACCUUGUUCUCCCUCAGAAUCACUGAGCGCACUCCGGCUGAUGAAUUAAGACAGGAAAAAGAUUUAAUUAUGGCUCCCAUAUCCUACUUUAAUUUAGCCGGGUCGACUUUGGAUUAUCAAUAUGAAGAUGUCGGAACAAAUGUUAACACACAGAUUUUAGCUCUUGCCGAGGAAGCCGGACAUAAGGGGAUCAUAUCAAAAAACAUUUAUCCAAUCGCUGACAUCAUUCUGGAACAAUGCUCAACCUCCUCGUCCGAUUAUGUUAGUCGAGUGUUGCGCAUUCUCCAGAUAAUGACCGCGAUGGGGGAUAACCUCCCCGAGUCAACAUUGUCUAAAUUGGAUGUAGCCUUCGAAACAGAAGAAGCAACCGUGACAAGCCAAGUUUUUCAAAUUUGGAAUAAUUGCAUAAAAAAUCAACAGACAAUUAGUAACUUAGCUAUUGGACAUAUUAGCAAAUUCUUAUACAAGACUACCACCGAGUAUGAGAGAGACAUAGCUUUUCAAAUGUUACAGAAAGCAUUCUACAAUCAAGAUUUGGAACCGCAACAAUAUAACACAUUUAUUAAAGAACUUACCCUACGAACCGUUAAGGAAAAAGGGGGACAAUUUAUUUCAACCCGUAAUCUACUCGGUCGGCUCACCUUUCUCAAAACCAAACUUGGAGAAAGUGGAUCGCAUGAAUUAACUAUGAAUAAUUUACACUGCCUACAACAAAUCUUGGGUGAAUCAGCGCCUCAAAAUUUACCCGAUUUUACUACCGUUCAACUUCACAGUUUACACUUGUUGGCAACGGCGGCAGAAAAUGGUCAGAAUUUCCCAGAUACGAAAUUAUUACUGGAAACCAUCAUAAUUGACAAAGUUCUUAAAGUCGACAUGAAUUUGGACUUAUUGGCAAGCGUUGCCCACCUAUUGCUGGCUUUCCAAAAUAAAAACAGAACGAUUCCAGGGUCAUCUAAAUUAAUGGGGAAACUUGAACAGAUCAUUUUCAAGCUGGCCGAAAACGGCAAGAUGACACUAUUCUGUGACAUAUUUCGCAUUAUUGCAAAUAUUACGAAAACUGAGAAAAAACAAGAUCCCAACUAUCAGAUGAAUCAAACCAUCCUAUCCUACGUUUUGACAAAAAUAAAGGAAAAUAAAGUAGGGGAAGAUUUUUUGCGAGAUUUAAUUCCACUUUUCUGCGACGUUUUGACCAACUUGCCCGAAACGUCCGGCAUUUUUACCGACCUCGUCAACUACUACAACGAAGUAUUAGGUACAUACAAUAGCGACACAAAUCUCGACAUUUCCAGCAUCAAGGGGAUAAUCCAUGGUAUUGAAACGCUAGGAGCGAAACUUCCCGAUCUUGCUUCGCUUAUCCAGAAAAUUAUCGACCUUGCACAAAACGUGGAUGAUUAUCAAAUUAAGGCAGAACUUGUACAGUUCCUUGAAACCUGUCCACAUACCAAAAAUCUUCUCAAUGACGCGCAGAAAAUUCAAUUGGUUCAAAUAAGGCAAACCACAGACCCGAUAAGUGUUCUAAAAUCAUGGAAAACUGAGCUGGGCAAAGUUAUUCCGAAAGAAAUAACUAUUCGUCGAGGACUUGAUGCCGUCUGUUCUAUUUUAGAUUCCAAAAAAGUACAUCACAAUUCCGCCCCAGAAUUUGACUCCUUAAUAGAGGAUACAUUGCAAAAUUUGAACAAUACGAUUAAACAUGCGGGAAUCCGAAAUAUUUUAAAAAUUGAAAAAAUUCGAAAGGAAACCAUUUCUCGAGUAAUUUCCAUCCUGAUAAGGAAUUGUGAUUCAGACAACUCGCCCCACGAUGAAUUAAUCGUUACCAUACUACGAACCUAUUUUGAAAUUUUGCAAUCCCAAAGCCCCAUUCAGAUUUUUCAACUUAGCAAAAGUGAUAUUGCCAUAUUGUGUGGGCACGUCCGAAAACUAGAAUCUGGAACCAUCAACAAAAAUGAGUAUACCAAUUUAAUCAGGAACUGCAUUGCGUUCCCAUGCAUACAAAUUGAUCCAGAGUCUGCAUCCGAAAUUCAGAAAAUAUUGGAUUUUAAUCAAAUUUUUCAAGACACUCCGGCAGCAAACUGCCUCCCCGAUUUGGACAAUUUACUACAAAAUUUUAUAAAACAACGAAAUUACACAGUUUCUCGGGAGGAUCGACUAAAGUACAUGACAGCUGGGGAAACACUCGUAAAUUCCAUUGAACCUGAAGUGCACCAAGGGCAAAUUGUAAAUUAUGCGAAACACCUCUCAAUCUUUGAAAUUCGGGACAAUACCGACAUCUCGAUACAAAUGAAUCAAUCAUCAGUUUUGAAAUUUGCCGAAUUUAUGAGACAAGUGAUACCAAUUUUAUGCAAGAAUAGUGACCUCCUAAAUCCAUACAUCGUGCCGGGGUUGACAAGAAGUUUGCAAAUUCUGAAAUCUGAUUGCCAUAAGUCUGGGACAAAAUUAGAAGUUGGAACGUUCUUCAACCUGAUUAAUAUUAUUGAACAAAAAUUCGGUGGAAACGGAGUAAAAGAUAUUUGUAAAUUUGACUUUGCCCUUCAAUCCCUGAAAGCCUGUCGGGACGAGGAUGACUUCAGUCAGAUUACAGUUUCAAAUAUAAGAAAUAUUUUUAAAACCGGAGUACAACACGGUGCCCAUCCCUUGGUCAAGUUCACCGUUUAUCAUGGUUUUUCAAAAAUUCUCUCUGGACAUCCACACCCUCAAGUUGAAUCAUUAAUCAAACAAAUUAUUGGUGAAGAGGGAGCCAAUCAAUUGAAAAAACUUUGCACUCUGAGCCUCACACCUGGAUCGACACAAGUUAAUGACGCCGACGAGAUCAAUCUAUUAAAAGGAACGUUAUUAUCGUACAGUGAUGAAGCAUUGGAUUUUACUGGUCUCAACGAAUUAUUCACAUAUCAUCAAAAUGAUAAGGCUCCACACGAAUUUUUGCAACUACUCCUCGCUGCCCUCUUGCGAGGAUCAGUGACGCCGAGUGACAUCCCAGAAAUCAUUGCUCUAACACAAAAUCUCGGCUUUUUAACCGCUGCUGGAUUUUUGUCUGAAACAUUGUGUCCAUUCCCAUCCAGCCUGGUGUACCACAUGGCAAGAUAUGCAGUACAAUCUAGCCAACUGUCAACAGAGAUUUGUAAUGUGGCCAAGAACGCGUUAGAUUGGGGACUAAAGUUCACCACAGUUCAGCAAAUAUUGCAAAAAAAUUGUGAAGAAAAUACCAUAAGUACAGAUUUACUUGCUGUAUUCACCCAUCUAAAGGAUUACUACGAUUUAUCCACUCUCCAUAACGAUUUAACCCAAGCAAUGAAGACCACAGAUCCACGCCAAACUUUGAUAGAAUUGCAGACAAAAACGUUACUCGGAGCGAUACCAGAAAUCAAUCCAAGAACUCGGGACAAUUUCAGGUCUCUUUUAAAGAAAGGAUUCAACUUUGAAGAUUUAAAAAGGCUCGUUGUAUCUGCGGUGGGUCAUAAAAUCACCCCACAAUCAGGUCAACCUUUACCGAAAGGAAACAAUAAUUUAACAUUGGAGAAACUGGUACAACUCCUUGAUCAAUUUAUUGUCAAUGAUGACAAGAAAUCAGAACAAAUUAUGGCACAAUUUAUGAAGAUAGUGGAACGAAGAGAUGUCAAAAAAAUGUUGAAAAGUAUCACUGCUAUUUUGUUAAACAACAUAUUUUCCAGUAAACAAAAGCGGUCUAGCAAAGAGCCAAAGAAUUUGGAGGAGAUUUGUUCCGAAUUUGCGAUUCAAAACCCAGAUUUUAUCAAACAACUUACAACAAAAAUAUCAAACACUCCAGGAGAAACUGAGAUUUCAGUAGAUAAAAGCGCAAAAAUGUUGAUAAAUAUCAUUUCUUCGAUCCGAGCAACUAAAAAAGUUACACAACCUUUGGUUGAAGUUGAUUUACAAGAGUGGACCCGUCAAGCCUUCCAAGACUGGGGGAAAUCUGUUAAAUCGAACUGGAAAAUAUUGUCAUCCCAAGAAAAUUUUUUAAUUGAAACGCUCGCCGUUUUAGCCCAAGCUAACAAACUCAGUUAUGGUUAUGAGCUUACGGACAGUCAACUCUUAUGCAUAUAUCUGUCAGUUUCUCGACCUGGGAAGAAUUCGAAGGGAUUACUUCAACAAUUGGUGACCGGUGGGGGCAAAUCAGCCGUGAUACGAAUUCUUGCAGCGCUUUCUGUACUAUCUGGUAAUAAGGUUUUUGUCUCCACAAGUAAUUCUGUCCUGGCACAGAGAGACUCAUCCGAGGCGGCCGUAUUAUUCCGAUAUUUCAACAUUACAUCAGAUCACAAUAAAGAUAAAGGAAACUACAUCACAGGUGCGAAAACUUGUUACGGAAAAGACGUCGUGUUUGGGGAAGCGUGCCAAUUUCAAUUUGACAUUUUACGACACGAAUUCGGAAUACUGACCACGUUAGGAGACAUAUCAAAAAGUAGUGAUGCCGUGUCAUUCGAUAAUCAUGUUAUUUUUGUCGAUGAAGUGGAUUUCCUCUUGAUUGAUGAAAGUUCAAAGUUUGCCCGUCUUUCUGCCGACCUGCCCGGAUUGGACUUGCUUGAGCCGAUAUAUCACUUCGUAUGGGACAAGUUGUGCUCGAUGCAGGAUCGAAUUUUUACCACCGAUGGGAUCAAUACUUACCUAGCAUUUGGAAAGCUAGUGAGAGAUGAGGAAGGAAAAUUAAUGCUUGAAACGAUCCAAUCAAUUGGGGAGGAACAUGAUCAAAUUGUCCAUCUCGAUAUUUGUGAACUUAUUCGGACCAACGAGUACCAUGAUUAUGCAGUACAAAUUAAAUCAAAUAUUGCCACCUUUAUUCAGACAAGUUUGGAAAUUAUGUUGGAAAAGUGGACAGGAAUAAAGGUUUCACCAAACCUCAACCCUAUCACAUUGAGGGACAACCCUUGCCUUCAAAAACUCGCGGAAAAAUCAAUUCCAUCCGAAUUUCAGAUCAAGAUACCCUCCCAUUUGCUAGACUUCGUUGCCGGCCAAAUACCAAUUUGGCCAAAAAGUGCAAUCAUCGCUCUCUUCGAAUUUAGAGAAGGUGUCAAUUACAUCGUGGAUGACGGAAUGAUUAAACCAGUAGAUUUCGAGAGUACUGGAAUGAUUCGUGGGAAUCAAAAUUGGGGUGACGGAGUACAACAAUUCCUCCAACUAAAGCAUAAUUUAGCCAUUUCACCAGAAACAUUGGCGACAAAUUAUAUGUCAACCAUCUCAUUUUUUAGAAGAUUCACAUCUCAAAAUCUUUUCGGAUUUACGGGAACUUUUGGAUCUUCCGCGGCGACGAAGUUUGUUGAAAAUGUGUUCAACGUAGACACCGUUCUGACACCGGCAUCACAUUGGAAAAACUUUCAUGAGUACGAAACCCUCACGAGGGACAAUAAACAAGAUUGGAUGGAUACGAUUGUGGACAGUGUUGACCUCGAACUUACUAAAGGGAGAGCGGUCCUCAUCGUUUGUAGAAGUAUACGAAUGGCUUCAGAAAUACGUCGGGCUAUCCGAAAUUCCAAACUAAACUAUCAUAGUUUACGAAUGUAUACUAAAAAUAAUACGGAUGAAGACAAACACGUAGAACGUGUGGUUCCUGGAGAUAUAAUUAUUGCAACGAAUCUCGCAGGACGCGGAACGGAUAUCAAAUCAUCCCCGAUGUUGGAAAGUAAUGGCGGUCUCCACAUCUGUAUGACGUUCCUCCCUCCAAAUCUUCGAGCCGAAUGGCAAAUCAAGGGCCGAACCGCCCGCAACGGAAACUACGGAACGGCACAGUUCAUCAUUUAUACGUCUACAUCAGGGCACCAAAUUUCUGAUCAGAACGCGCGGGACGAGUUGGAGAAGCGCGCACUAAAUGAUUUUGAAACUUUGCAACUGCCAACAAUUGAACUUAAGGAGACAUAUUUUAGAGAGAUGUGCGAAUUUCUUUCAAAUUUGAGAACAAAACUUAAAGACCAUGAUACACUGAAGAGAAAAUUUUUAUCAAAAUUAUCCCUCAUCGGGAUGACACCGGCUCCAUCAGCUUUUGAGAGAUACAUCAUGGCAUCCGUAGAAGAGCUAUGGGCCUUAUAUGUCAAGCGCAUCGACCACAAGAUUUGUCCCGACGCACAGAAUCCCAAACAAUUAACAGAACGCGAAUUGGAAUCGGUUAAGACCCAAUUUUCAAACUUUUUCAAAGAAUUAUCCCAAAAAAUUUCUACGUGCAAGACAAACCUAGAUUUCCUACAAGCUUUUGUGAAGAAUCCAUUCUACUCUAUACGUAUCGGAAACGCUGCUUUAUACAACGGAGAAACUGACAUUUCUGGCUGUAUCGUUCCCUAUUUUCAGCACGCUAUCGACCUAGACCCAACUUUCGCAUCAGCCGCAUAUGUCGGGCAAGGGUGUUGCUUUAUUCGACACGAAAAGAGAAAUUGGUACAGCAUUGGGGCUCAGGACAAAUAUUGUGAAAACUAUAAAUCCGAGGCUACCCAAAAAUUUAUCAAGGGAAUUCGACAGCUCGCUCUCCAACAAAGCUACGUCUCCUUCGCCUUCACUCUAUUACAUGAACGGAAUAUGGAAACUUCUCAAUCUUCAUACCCAAGUGAUAGCUACGAUUGCGAAUUAGCGAUUCAACUGAAUCAAAAAUACGUUAUCUUGGGGAAUUAUGUGAAUGGGGUUAAAGCCAUGAUUGAAGUAAUUAAGGAGUCCGAGCGCCUCAUCGACUUAGUCGUCCAUCAAUCCUCCACCAAUUCUGUAAAUUAUUUCAAUCUUCCUCGCCAAGCGGAUAGUCCUUUAUGGCAGUUAGAUCCUAACACUGAUGUCGAUGUCACAAUGAAACACCUCACGCAGGAUACAGACCUCGUGAAUAAAGACCAGAUUCAAGAUGUCGUUGACCAUAUUAUGAAAAGACAUCCCGAAUUUGAUUUCAAGACCCACGGACGACUACUUAUUAAAGCAGAGACUACAUCACAACUGGUCAGCUUAUUGGAUGAUAACUCAUGCCAGGUAGGCUUGAGUAAGCAAGAUUGCGUUAAAUAUUUGGAAUCCGGAGGUUGGAAGACAAUGUUAAGGAAAUUCAUACCAUUAAUUCCCGAUGGGAACAACAUCUAUUUUACAAUUUUGGAUCCAAACAACGUCCCCCUGUCUAGGGAGCAAGGGCCAUUCACAGUAAAGAAAGCAGUUGAAGAAAUCAAAAAAGUAAACCAACCCGAGGUGAAAUUCUCUCUUCGAGUACCAACAAAUGUGCCCAACUAUUAUGACCAAGCCAGUUAUAAAGUGGUGCUGAAACGGUUUACCAGUUUUUCAAAGUUAGCCACCCAUUUACACAAUAAUCUAACUGAACAGAUUUUGAUAAAGGCAAGCGGCAAGGGUAGCAAGUUGGUCAACUUUUUUGACACCGUACUGUCAAAGAUAGAAUUAGAGCAAUUUCGUGCUUACGACUUUUCCGAAGACGAGGAUCGUGUUGCUUCCACAUUGAUUAGAAACCCUAGUCAAUUAGAUCUAACAGAAGGGCAAUUGAGUGCGUUUGACUUCAUUGUGCGAGGAACCCAGGUUGACAUAUUAUCGUCUAUCGAAACAUUUCCGGGUCUCGUGUUUGACGUGACGGUUGGUGAAUCCGAUCUGAUAGCUCGUUCCCAGCUUGAACCGUAUCUCAAACUUCACACGGGUGAGGCAGAACUAGAAAUUGCAGACUGCGAGUGGAUCCACUUGAAAAACAUUUUAAGUGAAAUACGCCAAGCUAAGAUGGAGGUCAGUUUGCGCUUCGUGACAAUUACGUCUCAAUUUGCCCAAGAAAUUUUAACCGGGUUGCAAUUAAAGUCGGAGCAUGUAGAUAUUUCCAAAAUUAAAAAACUCUCGGAUAAUUGGACACUUGGUUACACCCCUGCCGAAUUGCAACCGAUAAUUGGACGUGGCUUGGAAUUGAUCAUUCUCUUAAAUGAGCGACCAUUCAUCCCGUACUACAGUAUCACGGCGGUCUGUGCCUUAGGAUUGGUUCAAAUAACCGCGGCUGGAAUACUCGUCGCGACCGGAGUCGGCGUGCCAUUUGCAAUUCAACUCAUGAUUGAAGGAGUCUCCGAUCUUUUCUACGCGAGUAGGGUUUACUCCAAUAGAAAAUUUGACAUGAAAUCAUUUGCUGUCCAGAAAUCAUUAAGCUUAAUCAUUUCUACGGUUAGUCUUGGUUUCGGCGCUGCAUCAAAUGUUGCCACAGGAGUGGUAACAGAAGUAGGAGAGCAAGGCAUGGUUCGCGUGAUUCUCAAUGGGAAAACAAUCGGACAAGUGGUCGGACAGUGUUUCACAAAUCUGCAAAACUUUGGAGCCCGCGAGGCUGGAACUGUCAUAGUAGAAAUGACAGCACGAGAAUGUUUUUACAGUUUGAACUCCCAAGCGACAGAAUUUAUUGCAAACUCUGUCGGCUUAGAGGAUAUAGUAAAGUCUAACUUUGCUACACAGUUGGCUAUUCGAGCAAAAACGAAGAAACUUGAGCACCAUCUAACCUUAAACUUGGACAGAUUGAGUACCAUUUCAAAAUUGAUGACACGAGAUACAACAUCGCUAAGAAACCUGGUUAGAUUUUUCGCGCAAGAAGUAACCCAAUCAACCGAGACUAGUUGGAAACGGCAGGUUGGAGCGGUUGGGGCCUUAAUUUCGAAAGCCGUUGGGGGAAAUGGAGCCCUACUUCAGACUUUCUCACUUGCCGUAACUGUCAUCGGGAUAGGGGCAGGGGGUAGCGAAAUUUAUGCGAUGAUAGACACUUUUUGCGACCAGUUGGAACAGAAAUUAUUAAAUUAUGGAGAUAGGGAAUACUCCAUGGAAAAAGUGCUUCAAUCCAAGUGUCGCUUAGAUGACGGAGAAUCACUUUCCUUGCACAACUGUAGAGCAUUUGCCAACUCCAUUGCUGUCAACUGUCCUCCACCUCGUGGUACUGGGGGUUCUGCUCCCUACAUUGAUUGGGUUAUGCAACCAAAUUUCCUUCCAGCCCUAACAAAUAUUGAUACAACUCUCUUAAAUCGGGAGACAAGUGGCCUUGCAGAAAGCAGCAUAACAACCGCAAAGGAUCGGUUUAUUCAAUUUUGUGCAACAUUCCAAACCGAGUUCAACAACAGGAGAGACACUUCCAAUAGUAAAACGUUUGCAGCAAGCUAUAGUGAAAUCAAUCAAGAAAUUCUGACCAGUCUUGUCAGUCAGGUCAUGAUAGUGGCAAAAUCGCACAUGAUUACGCCCAGUUUAAAUCAUGGGACUAACUUUUUGGUAAAAAAGAUGAGACAAAAGGUUGACCAGUCUUUGGUAAGGAGGAAGAUUCCGAGCGAAACAACCGCGGGCAGGAGUAUGGAUGCGGAGCAGCCGACAAAGGGCUUAACCGGACGUUCUAUACUGUCUAAAGAAUCAAAAAUAUUUACAACUUUUGCUGGAUUAUUUGGUAAGGCACGAAACCUGGCGGAUGACUCGAACUUGGAUAACCAUAGUGUCCCUAGCAGUCCUUCAUUUACAGGGGGAGAAGAAAUCAAACGCUACGUAUGGAUGAAAAGAAUCAUUUAUAUUUCCAUCCUUGUCUUAAUCAUGGCUUUCUUAGUAAAUUUAUUGCUAACUCGAGAAGAUGAAAAGGCAGUGGAUUUGGAUAUGUUAAAAUGACAAGGUGAGAAUCGGCCAAUCUGUAGCUUCCUUGUAAUAUUUGCCGCUAUCCGCUAUAUAAUUUCAUAAUUAAAACAUUUUGCCAUACUUAUUAAUUAUCAAUUGUUUCUUGUCUUGGGGUAUAUUAUGGAUGUGUAAAAGAAUAAAUUGUUCUUGUUGCGAGUAAUGAUUUAA